CCGCUAAAGAAAAAAUUAUUUAUCAAUUCAUUAGAGUGAAAAAAAGAAAAGGAGUGAUGACAGAAGAAGUAAUUUUGACUGGCAUAACGAGUGAUCCAAAAAAUGUUGAGCUAGUGAAGGAGUGUUAUGAAAAUGCCAUGAAAAAUGAGUGGGAAAGCAUUAAAACAAUGUAUCGGAACUGUCGUUUUGCUUUAUACGAUGGACUCACUCUCAGCGGCGAUACUGUUUUCCACAUUGCAGCAUCCAAGGGGAGCAUAGAACUGCUCCAAGCGCUCUUCGAAAUGGUUCCAACGUAUAAAAAAUGGGACGUUGUGAUGAUGGAGGACAUUUAUGGCAACACACUUCUCCAUGAGGCAGCCACCAGCAACAAAGUUGACGCAGCAAAAUUCUUGGUUGAGAAUGCACAUGGAGAACGAUUAACGAUGCUGACGAAGCCAAAUAAUUCAGGGGAGACGCCGAUGUACAGGGCUGCGGCGUUUGGUAUUAAAGCAACAGUGGAGUACAUGGCAAACGAGGUGGAGAAGGAAAUGGGAAGUCUGCAAGCAGCCAUCUUCACAAAAACCAAUGAUAAUCUCUCCAUUCUUCAAAUUGCUAUCAUUAAUGAAAAUUUUGAAACAGCAAUUUGGUUACUAGACAGAGAUCUAGAUCAGGCGAUGUUGAAGGAUUCUAAGGAGAAAUAUCUUCACUUUCUCGCAAGCAUGUCAACUGUUUUCAAAAGUUCUUCUAAAAAAAUGUCUGUAUUCAAGGAGUUUAUAUAUAGAUAUAUUCCAAACGACUUACACUAUAGAGAUGAAACUGAUCAUCAGCAUGUACCAAGACAGUGCUACAAGGCUAGGAAAGACUAUCAACCAAUGAUAGAAAUGAAUUUUAUUAAAGAAAUAGUGGGAAAAAAGAGGAAGCAUGAGUUAGCAUGUAAAUUGGCCAAAACGCUGGUACAGAGGGAUACUUCCUCGUGGCGUCAAUCCUUAGAACUGGCAAAUGAUCCAGUAUUAGGAAUGUGCAACCGCAAUGCUCGCCUGUACAACCGCAAUGUUCGCCUUUUAAGAGACGAAGAAACAGUUGGCGAAGAAGAGAGCAAGGCAUCGACCAAAACCAGAGGUCAACACGUCUAUGUUGUGUCACCAUCGAAUUCUCCAUUAAUUAUUGCCGCCAGCACAGGGAUCCUGGAGAUCGUGAAGAUGAUUCACAAAGAGUAUCCUCAAGCGCUGGAGCACGUAACUCCAAAUGGACAGAAUAUUCUGCAUGUGGCCAUUCUAUGCCGUCAAUACCACAUCUUUGAAUAUAUUAAGGAGAAGGGUGGAGCGGUGAACUCGGAGCUGGUUUUACAGAUGGACAACCAAGGCGAAACCAUUCUGCACAAAGCCGCCCGUACCAACUACUACCAAGGAGGAACCAAACCGACGGUAGCUCUGAACCUUCAAGAUGAGUUGAAAUGGUUCAAAAAGGUGAAAAAAAUGGUUCCUCUUCAUUACACAAUCCACCUCAGCUCGAAGAAUUAUACGGCAAAGGAACUGUUCAAAGAUCAACACCAAGAACAACUUAAAAACGCACAAGAAUGGGUCAAGAACACCUGUCAGUCAUGCUCCGCCGUGUCAGUCCUAGUUGCCACUGUUAUUUUCACUUCCGCCUUCACCGCCCCAGGUGGUUUCAAUGGUUAUGGGCGCCCUGUCUUGGAGGAGCGGCCUCUAUACUCUUUUUUCACUGUGAUGGACGAGGUCGGACUGGCUAGCUCACUAACGUCGGUGGUGCUCUUCCUUUCAGUGCUCACAUCGUCGCUUGAUCUGAAAGAUUUUGCAAAUGACAUACCCCGGAAACUGUCGUUUGGGUUCCUCUUUCUGUCCUUUGCCAUUUUAACCACCAUGCUUUCCUUCACAGCCGCAAUUAUCCUUACCGUUCAUUUGAAGAAGCCAUGGAAUACUACUCUGACCUUCAUUGCUGCAUCCCUUCCAAUUGGCGUCUAUGCGAUUGUGCAGUUCGAUUUGUAUAUGGAGUACUUCAAGAUUGCUCUCACCAGCAUUUAUGAGUUUGUGAAGAAGUUUAUUCUAAGGAGAUGAUUAUGUAUUUGAUUAUAUUGCGUGUGUGUGCAUUUUGAGUUUGUGAAGAAGUUUCUUCUAGGGAUAUGAUAUAUGAUGUAUUUGAUUACAUUGUGUGUGUGUGUUUUUUUUUUUUAAAAAAAAAAAAAAGUGCUACGUAUAUAAUGUUUGAGAUGAUUGUUGAAGAAGUUUGGAGUGUUAGAAACUGAAGAAAAGAGAAAAUAUGAAGAAGUGAAUUGUUUUCUUGAUUGAUACUAUCAUACUACAUCCUAUGUACAUGAUUGUAUCAUUAAAUUUGUCUAUUUUUA
This is a messenger RNA of Rubroshorea leprosula, 2341 nucleotides long. The record is from the annotation of a GenBank genome assembly. Lineage: Eukaryota; Viridiplantae; Streptophyta; Magnoliopsida; Malvales; Dipterocarpaceae.